ACCACGCCAAGGUUAUUAAUAUUUCUUUAGUAAGCAAGAGGAUGCCACAAGCAAAAUUUUUCUCGUUCUUUAAAAUUCUGGCGUUCGUUUUUGGCCAGUUUGUUUUGUGGAAAGUUCAACAAGCUAUUGAUGUAUCACUUGAAUCCCUGUCGACUAUAAAUGCCUACAACACAAGCUCCUCGUCCAUUCAUGUUGAUUGGAGACACAAUCAAUCUUCAGGCUAUAAUAUUUCAGGAUACAGACUAAGCUACAGAGAAGGGAACUCGUCUACAGAAAUUCAUAUCGUUCUCUGCUCUCAGAGGAAUUUCUCAACAGAGUUAACGAAUUUGAAACCGUUCACGAAUUACUGUAUAGUAGUUUCCUCGUUUACAAAUGCCAUCGUUAGCAACAGAAGCCGCCAAUGUCAGAACGUGACUACAGAUGAAGCAGCUCCAAACGCUCCACCUCAAAAUUUUAAUGCUAGCUGGAUGAACCAUACAAGUAUUCGUGUCACAUGGGAUCCGUUACCCUCGAUCAACAGGCGAGGAAUUAUUCUUGGAUAUUCAAUAUUUUACAAGAAAGUGACGAACACGCAGCAAAAGAAAGGAAGCUUGAAUAAUUCUGAUCAAGAAAUCAUGGCAUGUGCCAAAGUGCGAACAAUGGACUUGGUGGGACUCGAAAAGUUCGCAAAUUACUGUGUGUGGGCUGAAGCUUUUAACAGCAAGGGACGCGGUAAUUCAACAUCUUACAUCUGUGAGAGCGCAAGUGAAGACGUUCCAAGUGGAGCUCCUAAACUUGAGGCUAAGACGUUUUUCAGUCCAAACGCCAUCAAGCUUACGUGGCAAUCACUACCCGAGAACCUUUCUCGCGGGAGUGUCCUAAAAUACAAGAUAAACGUCACACAAACAAGGAAUGCCAAUAAACCACUUACAGAUCCAUGGAGUAAAUCGAUUGAGAUCAUUAAUUCUUCACGAACGGUCCUCAUUCUUAAAAACCUCUCGUUAUUUUCAACUUAUGGAGCUCAAAUUGCGGCAUGUAACGCAAACGGAUGUGGAAAUUUUAGCAAUAUAGUAUUUGCUGAAACCUGCCGCUGUCCAAAGUAUCUCUCAACAUCAAAAAGCCAGUCAUCCUUUGACCAGGGGGGGAAUAAUUCAAAGAGUAUAGCAGACAUCAUCGCCACCACAAUAACCAAAUUGUGCGGAUUCUGUCAAGAACAUAACAAAACCGUCCUGAUAUUUUCUAACAAGACUGAUGGAGAAUCUAAUCUUCAGUUCCCAGUCACAAAUACUAAUUCAAGAGGAAGUAAAUUCAGCAAGUUUAUUGCUGUAUUACAGGUACCCGGGGUGGUUGUCGUGAAGAGGCAGGGCAAUAAUUCUUCUGGUUUCCUCCAAGAAGUCAUGACUUCCUCUGUCUUUGAUAUCUGGCCAGUCUUUGUCGUGUCGCUAUUGGCUGUUUACUCGGCAGGAGUCCUUGCGUGGUUCUUAGAAAGAGAAGAACAAUCUACAUCGUUUGUCCUGGGAGUGUACGAAGGAUUCUGGUGGUCAUUUGUCACCAUGACAACUGUAGGUUAUGGCGAUCGUUGUCCAAGGUCUAGACCAGCAAGAGUGUUUGCGAUCGUCUGGUUACUCAUAAGUACAGUUUUACUAUCAAUCCUUAUGGCUGCCAUGUCAACCACUUUAACUACUACAGUGGUUCGGUCACAGAAAAGAGACUUCACUAUCGACGGAAAAAGCAAGGCAGCAGCGGUUGCUCAAUCCGCAGAGUACAAAUUGGCUGUGGGAUCGCUCAGCGACAAAUUUAAGCUCACCACAGAUUACUCAUCAAUAGAGAGACUCACCAGAGCACUCAAGGAUGGCGAAGUUGACUACAUACUUGUUGACAUGUAUCUUCCUGCUAAACGCAAAGAUCUCUUCAAUGGCUCAUGGUUCGAAAUUGCGGCGCUGUACAAGGCAGAAAUAAAUCACGGGAUUCUUCUUCGGGGUGACGCACUAAAACUGGCAUCGGCUUUGGAAGAGAUGAUAGCAUAUGAUAACGUGCAAACUAAUUUUCUAAAAAAUAACGACGAUGACGAGGGAGUAACUGGGUUGACAUCCAACAAGUAUCUGUUCUUCGAUCCUGCCAGUCCAUUUUACAAGAAAAUCGUGUUCGCCGGCCUGGGUAUCCUGUGCCUCUUCACGGUUUGUGGGCUGGUGUAUCAAAUAGUGUACACUAAGCAGAGAAAACGCCAGACAAGUGAGCGGGAGACAGAGAGGAAUAAAAUUCAGAGGGAAUUAAAACACUUGCUCGAUGAAUUUUACCACUCCUACCGUCAGAAGUAUGAAACACUUAAAAAGAAACACGAGAAGGAAGUUACUGAGGUGGCUCGACAGGGAAGAAAAGGACUCGGAGCAUGCGAUGGAAAACGAAAUGAUGUUAUGGUCCCAUGACCAAGUUUUGAUCCAACAGCUACUUUCGCGCAAUAUGAUUUUGAAUAUGCACUUUAACAUUAGAUCUAAUUCACGGCAAUUUAACAUAAAAAAGCGCAUAAAAUACAUAGACAGGUCUCUCUCGAUGUUUCCUGUUAUAGGUCUGGAAAUGUUAAUCAUUAGGUGUCUCUCUAAGGAGCACAGGAUUUUUUAACAACGCUCCCUAACUAAUCAAGGUUAAUACCUUGAUUACUGAUACAUUUAUCGCCACGCUAAAGUAACUUCUAGUGUUAUUAGCUUUUGUACCUAAGCAGGUAUCCAUUCCAUCCUAAACUGGUUUAUUAUUUUGAUUAUCAGGCUUAAUAUCGUUUUAGAAUUUAAUCAAAGCUAGUCUGACCACGUGUUCAGAAUUAAUCAUGAAGACAAGAAGACAAUCUCUUUAAAAACUGUUUUUGUCCUCAAAAAUGGAAAAAGGCACAGGUGAGACAUGCAGAGUGGUAUAUGUGUGUU
Molecule: messenger RNA, 2894 nt
Organism: Stylophora pistillata
Lineage: Eukaryota; Metazoa; Cnidaria; Anthozoa; Scleractinia; Pocilloporidae
Biological process (GO): cell-cell adhesion
Molecular function (GO): protein binding
Source: RefSeq, a predicted model, not a curated record